AUGAAUGCAUUAAUUUUAGGUGCCACUGGUCUAUGUGGCAGUUUUAUGUUAAAAUAUUCAAUUGCUUCCAAGGAAAUUAAUAAAGCUUUUACUAUAACACGAUCCCCAUUACAGUCCAGUUAUGAUGAAAACUCCAAGGUUGUAAGUUUCCAAAAGAAAGAUAACUCUAAAUGGGCUAACAUUAUUAAAGAUGACAUCAAAGAACCUAUUGAUAUACUAUUAACUGGAUUAGCUACUACAAGGUCUGUAGGUGGCACCGAUUUCCAAUAUAAGAUUGACCAUGAUUUGAACCUUCAACUAGCUAAAGAAGCGAAAAAAAAAGGUUGUAAAACUCUGGUCUUGGUUAGCACAUAUGGUGCAAAUAAAGAUUCAUGGUUCUUCUACCCAAGGAUGAAGGGUGAGAUUGAAAGAGAUAUGAUUGCUUUAGGUUUCGAUAAAACUAUUAUACUAAGGCCUGGUGCUCUUCUUGGGGAUAGAAUCAAACAUCACAAAGGAUUUGGUAACGACAUGGCCACAUUUGUAGGCAAAUUUUUUUAUAGAUCCAAAUGUCAAUGGAUGUUUGCAUAUCCAAUUAUGGCAGAAGAAGUCUCUAAAGUCGGUGUACAUUUAGCUUUAAAGGAUUCAAGUGAAAAAGUUCAAAUUAUUGAAAGUGACGAAAUGUUAAAAAUUGCUAGUGAAAUAUAA
Molecule: messenger RNA, 684 nt
Organism: Arxiozyma heterogenica
Lineage: Eukaryota; Fungi; Ascomycota; Saccharomycetes; Saccharomycetales; Saccharomycetaceae
Gene: FMP52
Product: Fmp52p
Exons: 1
Coding region: 1-684 (227 amino acids)
Biological process (GO): import into nucleus
Cellular component (GO): cytoplasm
Source: RefSeq, a predicted model, not a curated record